UCCAAUCUUCUUGAUUUCUCACACCAACUUGUUGAGGCCACUUCUCUGAUGUGCUGCAUCUACCAUGGAAGCCUUACCAGCAGCUUUAUUCCCUUAUUCUUUUAUACAGCCUUAUACAAAGGUAACAAGUUAGAGGAUAACCUAUGGAAGGCUAAAGCUAUCAGGAACAGACAAGCAAAGCCUGCAGUUGAAUAGAAGUGUCCUGCUGUUCCAUUACAAAUUAAAAUAAAUUGCACAGUUCUUUUCUAGGAAAUUUAAACUCUUAAUAAGAUUAUCUGUGAUGAAAAGAACAACAACUGACAAACAAGAAAACUCUCUGGCUCUCAGUGCAACUUAAAUGAUUCUCCCUCCAGUCUGCAAGUCUACAGUUUCUGGAUUCAUAAGAUUUUACUCCAUUUAAUCACUGCUCACACUUUCCACCACAGAGCCUGGGUAUCAUUAUGUAUUUAGGACUAAGGGCCGCCGUCUGUUUUAUUCCAUAAUCUCUUUGCUUUCCCUCACUGACUGUUUUUCAAACAACACUCAUUAAACAAAGUACUCCUUUAUUCUCGGGUAGAUGGAACUAAGAGAGGGAGCAAACAGCAGUAAUGCACUUGCUGUGGAGAACAGAAAAAAAACAACAUUCCAAGAAAUUUUGUUAAUACAUGCCAAUGCAGUUUUAUAUGAGAAGGGAUAGCUGCAUUCAAGAGAAACUACAUUUACCAGGAUAUCUACAGUGAAGAAAACAUCUCAGACCUCACGACCAGCAGCGGCCACAGCUUGGCUACGAAGCUCCCAGUUACUCAUUCCCACGAGAGAAAAGGCAGACAAAAGGUGACAGAACCAUCAUGGCAUCAGCAAGCCUGCAGUUCUUUGCUUUCAUUCUGGCUUUGUUUGGCGUUUUUGGAGAUAUCGCAGCCACCUUGCUACCAAACUGGAAGGUAAACGCAGACGUUGGCUCAAACAUCAUAACAGCUAUCACACAGAUGCAAGGGCUUUGGAUGGACUGCACAUGGUACAGCACUGGGAUGUUCAGCUGCACCCUGAAAUACUCCAUUCUCUCCCUCCCCGUCUACAUCCAGGCUGCACGGAGCACCAUGGUACUGUCGUGUAUCCUAUCAGCCUUUGGGAUCUGCAUCACUACGGUCGGAAUGAAAUGCACAAGGCUGGGAGGGGACACCGACAGCAAAAAUAACGCUUGUUUUGCUGGAGGAAUCUGCUUCAUUCUUGCAGGAAUCUUUGGAUUAGUACCAACAUGCUGGUACACGAGAGAAAUUAUUUCAAAUUUCCUGGACCAGACCAUUCCAGAGAGUAGUAAACAUGAACCCGGAGGAGCAGUUUAUACUGGAUUCAUCUCAGCAGGGUUUCUGCUUAUCGCAGGUGUGAUCUUCUGCUCUUCCUGUUUUAAAAGGCAGCAAGAAGCAUGGAUUUACCCUCCAAAGCAGCACCAUUUCCCAUCCACAGAGCAGGAGAGCAAUGCAGGUUACAGCCUGAAGGACUAUGUAUAAAUAGCUGUUUCUAUCCAUCGAAGUAUUUCUAUUCAUUUGAGGGGGUUUUUUGUGUGUUAAGUGUAGUUUGGUUAUUUCAACAAAUGUGUAACAUAGCACUUAAUCUUUCUUGUAUCUGGGUUGCAGUUAUGCUUAUG
Molecule: messenger RNA, 1624 nt
Organism: Melozone crissalis (California towhee)
Lineage: Eukaryota; Metazoa; Chordata; Aves; Passeriformes; Passerellidae
Gene: CLDN20
Product: claudin 20
Exons: 2
Coding region: 828-1487 (219 amino acids)
Biological process (GO): cell adhesion; bicellular tight junction assembly
Cellular component (GO): bicellular tight junction; plasma membrane
Molecular function (GO): structural molecule activity
Source: RefSeq, a predicted model, not a curated record